This is a messenger RNA of Penicillium verhagenii, 2010 nucleotides long. RefSeq lists its product as uncharacterized. The record is from RefSeq and is a predicted model, not a curated record. The transcript is spliced from 3 exons. NCBI's taxonomy places the organism in Eukaryota, Fungi, Ascomycota, Eurotiomycetes, Eurotiales, Aspergillaceae. The coding region runs from base 1 to 2010 and encodes 669 amino acids.
AUGGCGUCCGUUGAGAAUCAAUUCGUGAAUGCCUCCACCGAGCAAGAGUGGCUUGACUUUGAUCAGUUCCUUGACCUCUCCCCGAGUUACAGCGAUGAUUAUUCCGCUAACUCCAUCUCGCCGGAGAUGUCACUCCCUUACGAGGGUGAAAUGUUCGCCAACAACCUGCCAGACCUCACCCAGUCUUGCUUCCCCGACAUGGCCACCUACGACAUCUCACAUGACCCUUUCUUUGCCGACCAGGCCCCCGAUAUGGGCCUGAUGCCGGACUUUGUUCCAUCCUGCGAUGAUGCCAUGUUCACUGGAUGCCAAUCUUACGACACCACCUACGACUUCCGGCAAAUGGUUGAGGCGCAGGCCGCUGUCGACCCCCGUGUCGCUUCUCUCAAGGAGAAGCGUCGAGAAGCAGCCAUUGCUCUGCAUUUGCAGCGCCUAUGUGAUGCGACGGCCUUGGAUCUCGAAAUGUCAUCCGAUUCUAACACCAGCUUCUCAUCGCCUUGCUGGUCGGACUACAUGCGCGAGAGCAUCUCCCCUCAAUCCAAUGGUUCCAGCCCGGAACAGACUUCUGCUCCUCCCCCAUCCGGAAAUGGCGGCAUGGAGAUGGUUCUUGAUUUGAACAUGAAUGCCACUGCCAACCUUCCGAAGAAGCAGAAGCCUCGCUCCCAGGCGCAGAAGGAGAACUACAUCAAAGCGCGAAAAUACGGUGCCUGUGAGAAGCACAAGAAACAGCACAAGAGAUGUAACUGCCUUGAGAAGGCUGCUGCCCGUGCGGGCGCCUGUGAAGUCCCAAUGGACGUCGCCUUCAAAGAACGACCGACGCUACAAUUAUCGCCAACUCGAACUGUACAGUCACAGCAUUCAUUCAAUGCUUCUGAUCACGACCUCUCACGGGUUGCGCAGGUCGUACGUCCACCGAUCGAUAUGACCAAGAAGGCCAUGGUAAAAUCUCCUGUGAACGAGCCGUCAAUCAGCCCGACCGGGUACAAGCUUUGUGCUGUCACCGGUCCUGGAUACCAGUCAAAAACCGAGAAGCUCAAACAGUUUCCCUGGCGAUACAGUGUUGUCGCCGUCCUCGAGAUCUCAAACCUCGAUUAUGGCGAGCACGUCGCCUCAAACAAACCGGAAGACUGUUGUGCUGCCUUCCUCGAGACCUCAAACCUCGAUUAUGGCGAGCACAUCGCCUCAAACAAACCGGAAGACUGUUGUGCUGCCGUCCUCGAGACCUCAAACCUCGAUUAUGCCGAGCACAUCGCCUCAGACAAAUCGGAAGACUGUUGUGCUGCCAUCCUCGAGACCUCAAACCUCGAUUAUGCCGAGCACAUCGCCGCAAACAAACCGAAAGACUGUUGCGGUCCCCAAGGACCUCCUUCGAAGCUUUACUGCAUCCCAGCAUGCCAGGCAAACCAUAUCUACGACAAGCAAGCCCGAAAUCGGGACUCCCGGUCAACCCGGGACCCAAGUUCGGCGGCCGAGAGCCACGCAUGUCAGGCAUGUGGCUUCGUGCAGCCAGAAUGCUACCAACCAACCUUGGCCAGCCCAACCUGCUACUGGAAUCUCAACAAACUGUGGCCUCUGUGUGCACCGCUCCAGAACUGCAAUCCUUUCGAGUACCGCCAAAACCAGGUCUUUCUCUGUGGCGCGUCGCGGAAAUACAGAACAAACCACAGCUUCCUUAUUUGUCAAGAGUUCUGCACCCCAAAGCGCAAGCUCAAGCGGGCUGCUCCCCUACGGCGCCGCCCAACAACCGUUCGCAAUUCCAAGAUCGCAACCCCCUGUGGAACUGCAAUCCGCACGGCCGCAACGAUCCAUCAAGGACGACGGUCAAACUUCGAAUUUCGGGAGCAAUGCCGGCAUCCGCCAUAUCAUCCAGACCUUUAUUCACUCCGUCAAUUCUCAGCUUGGUCUUUCAAGUUCUUUGCCUUUGAGGCAGUCAACAUCUCUGACCAGUUGGGCAGAUCAUGUUAUCUUGAAGGGCCUAUCCACAGUUGGAAGCUGUCUGACGUCUGCUAG